AUGGCGUCAGCGCGAAGACUGUCCAAAACCGAGCCCUUUCCCACGUAUACCCCCGACCAUGACGAGGCCAGCGAGAAGCCCGCCGACAGUACAAGAGAACCAGGUCGACGACCCUCGAUCACCUCCCGCCUCUCCAAAACUCCACCAUCGCUACGGUCACGCACCCGAACAGGCUCCCUGAGCAAGUCCUUUCUCGAGAGCAAUCCUCCGCUGGGCAUGUGGCAGGCCACGGCCGAGAUUGGCUCCAAGAUCCCCACGCUACCAGAAAUUAGAAAUGGUGCCUUUGCCGACGAGGGCUGGACGCAUGAGGGCCAGAUGGAGCAUCGGGGGACGAACCCGCACGAGAUCCACGCACGAAGAGUCGCGAGAACGAGCUCUGCGAGUACGAGGACGAGGAAGAGUUCCGUUUCAGCGAAUGCGCCGGCUGUCAUUGCCGAAGAAACACAUGAAUACUUCCCAAAAAGAUCACCAGUGAUGGUGCAGGCGACACCACUGGUCGAGGAGGGAUCUUCGAUACAUCCGUCUGAACCUCCCCAUGCUGCAGCAGAAGAGAUUGGCCGACUCGAUGGCUCCGAGAAGACAGAUUCAAGUUCGCGGCGAGACGAGUCUGUACCACCUUCCAUCGCAACCAGCGUGACUGGCCCGCAAGUAGUACCCGUCGCAAGUGGCCCCGACGAGACAGGCACGUACCCGAACGGCUACCGCUUCCCCAAGAAACACACUUGGACGCAAUCCAUCAACAUCGGCCUCAAAGCGUACUGGAAAUUCCUCAAGACGCCGUUCGGCGUUGUCGUCACCAUCUACGGCCUCAACGUGGUCGGCUGGGGCGCCAUGAUCUUCUUCGUCCUCCUCAACGCCGCACCCGCCAUGUGCCACCCCACUUGUGAAGCCGACAGUAGUGCCCGGCAGAAGUGGAUCGAAAUUGACUCGCAGGUUCUGAACGGUCUCUUCUGCGUGACGGCCUUUGGCUUACUGCCCUGGCGAGGCCGAGAUUUCUACUACCUCAUGCGCUGGCGCAUGGGAGGAAAUCAAGUCUAUCACCGCAAACUCGCAGGCAUCUAUCGAGCUUGGUACCGUCUCCCCGGCUCGGAUCAACUCGAAGAGCACGUCGGCCCGCCCCCAGCACAACCUAAGAAAAAGCAACGAGAAACCACAACGGCUGAAGCUCCACCACCAUAUACACCCGAAGAGAUCGCCAAACUCGAAGAGAACCCCGCGGUCCCUUUGCCCGCCACAUCGAUGCCCGAGCCGCCCCUGACGGGGAUACGAGCUCCGUCGACUCGAUCGUGGACCCUCGACGCCGUCAUCUGGCUGUACAUGUGGAACACGAUCUUCCAGGUCCUCCUCUGCGUGUGGAUGUGGAACUGGAACCGCUUCGAUCGACCCACAUGGGGCACCGGCGUGUGGAUCACUUUGGGAUGUUUGGUCGCCAUCUUCGCGGGCCUCGUGGCGUUUCGGGAGGGUGUGCGCGUCAAGAAAAUCGAGGGCAUCCCCGUGCAGGAGUACGACGUGCUGGAGAGUGUGGAGGACUAUCAGGAGAGGAAGGCCAAGGAGGAUGCCAAGGAGGCGAAGAAGUUGGACAAGCACGAGCACCAUCGGCAUUUCAGGCACGGCGGGGCUCAAAAGGUCGUGCAUUCCGAAAAGUUGAAGGGGCAUGAAUGGUUCACGCGCCAUUAG
Cladophialophora yegresii CBS 114405 is the source of this 1677-nucleotide messenger RNA. RefSeq lists its product as uncharacterized. Lineage: Eukaryota; Fungi; Ascomycota; Eurotiomycetes; Chaetothyriales; Herpotrichiellaceae. The record is from RefSeq and is a predicted model, not a curated record. Bases 1 to 1677 code for a protein of 558 amino acids. The transcript has 2 exons.